AUGAUUGCACCGCCGAGGUUCAAGACUGUCGUGGUGAGCGUCGACGCGGGGUCCCACGUGGGAACCCUGCGCCUGAACCGACCCUCCAAGUCCAACGCCAUCGACGGAGACAUGUGGACGGAGAUCCCGAAAGCGGUGCGUUGGCUGGACGACCAGGCCGAAGUCCGGGUGGUGGUGGUGACUGGCGCUGGGAAAAACUUUUGCGCGGGAAUCGACGUGUCGAGCCCGGAAUCACUGAUGUCGCAGCUGGGGCAGGCGACGGCCGUGAAGUGCCCGGGGCGCAAGGCGGAGGCGCUGUUCAGGCACAUACGGGGGCUCCAGGACAGCUUCACGGCGUUCGAGAGGUGUCGUAAGCCGGUGAUGUGCGCGGUGCAGGGCGCAUGCUUCGGAGGGGGCGUGGACAUGGCGGUAGCGUGCGACAUUCGGUACUGCUCCGCGGAUGCCAGAUUCUGCGUCAAGGAGGUUGACCUGGCGAUAACCGCCGACAUCGGGACACUUCAGAGGCUUCCGACGCUCGUGGGACACGGCGUGGCGACGGAGAUGGCGCUCACCGCGAGAGUCGUCGGCGCGGAGGAGGCGAGAGCCAUCGGGCUCGUCACGGAGGUGGCGCCGAACGCGGCGGCGCUGGAGGCGUUGGCGGGGGAGCGCGCGAGGGCGCUCGCGGCCAAGUCCCCGCUCGCCGCGCAGGGGACGAAGCAGGCGAUGCUGCACGCGAGGGACCACAGCGUGAGGGAGGGUUUGGAGUUUGUGGCGAUGAUGAACUCGGCCAGGCUGACGUCGGAGGACCUCGGCGAGGCGAUGGCCGCCAAGUUCGCCGGGCGAGCGCCGACGUUUUCGAAACUGUAAUAG
Messenger RNA from Micromonas commoda, 849 nucleotides. RefSeq lists its product with no specific name. Bases 1 to 846 code for a protein of 281 amino acids. The record is from RefSeq and is a predicted model, not a curated record. NCBI's taxonomy places the organism in Eukaryota, Viridiplantae, Chlorophyta, Mamiellophyceae, Mamiellales, Mamiellaceae. Gene Ontology annotation, molecular function: delta(3,5)-delta(2,4)-dienoyl-CoA isomerase activity. The transcript is spliced from 2 exons.